This is a messenger RNA of Aricia agestis (brown argus), 2130 nucleotides long. Its product is annotated as CUE domain-containing protein 2. The record is from RefSeq and is a predicted model, not a curated record. The transcript has 8 exons. Lineage: Eukaryota; Metazoa; Arthropoda; Insecta; Lepidoptera; Lycaenidae. The coding region runs from base 99 to 950 and encodes 283 amino acids.
CGUCGCUUUUCAUACCUGCGUAAAGUUUUUUUGCGGAAAAAUCAAUUAAAUUUACAGUAAAUUGUUGCUUCGAGUGCAUUUUGAAGUAGCUGGACAAGAUGAAUGGAAAACAAGAUAAAGAAAUGAUGGUGAAGGACAGUUUAUUUCAGUUCAUCAAGGAAAAUAUACCAAACGCGAAUCUCAGCGUUAUUGACGAAAUAGUACUCUCCUACGUAAUUUCCAUUUUGGACGAGGCUUCGACGGAUCCUUACUAUGAACUGGAAGGCUUUAUUGAGGUGAUGAGUGACUAUGUUCCUGAGUUUGAGACUAUUGACCCGGCUGUGGUGUGCGCCUGGUUUGUAGACCUCGAGGCUAAACUGAAGGAGCUGAGGAAUAAUGCAUAUGUGAAGUCAAAAGAAAAUGGUGAAAAAGACAUUAAACUGGAGCUGCAAAAUAUUUGUGAGAUUGUGGCGCGACCCCCACCAAAACAAACACGGUCGCACUCGAACUCGGAGAGCUCCACGGAGGGCGAGCGGCGCGUGGUAGAGACGGACGAGUACGCGGAGCAGUGCCGCAUCCUGCACGAGAUGUUCCCCAACACCUGCGCCAUGGAGAUAAAGCACUGCGUAUCGAUCGCGGGCGGCGACGCGGAGCGCGCGGCGGCGACGCUGCUGCACCGGCGCGAGCAGGGGCAGGCGCUGUCGGCCGCCGCGCUGCACUCCGCCGCGCGCCCGCUGCCCUGCGACGACUACGAGCUCAAGAACCGCAUCAUCGCCAGAUAUUCGUACGUAGACAAGAACUCUGACACGAAGGAACACAAGCCGCUGGCGCCCAAAUUCGAGCCCAAGAAGAUGGUCCGCUACCGCGACAACAAGAUCGUCUCGCUCAAGGGCGAGAGGUACACUGAGGUGCCGAAGUCUGGAGUCGACGAGGAGCACUUAAAGAAGCCCAAAAAGCAGCAUUGCCCUUAACCUUUAAAUCUACGUCAGUACGGUGAAAAAGCGGUAGUCACGCAUUCUCCCGCACCAUUGAUGUCCCCAAUACAUUUAAUCGUUCCUUAUCCCCGCCCCCGCCGCGUGGUAUCGUCUCGCGCGCGCGUAUGUGUCGUGUGUGUGUGCGUCGAUGUUGUCUCUAGGCCGAGUACGCGCGCGAGAGUCGACGCGCGUGCGCGGGCGGCGUGUGUUAGUGUUAGUGUAGUGUACGCGCGUGAUUCGCAAUUUAUUUACGCGGCAUUUUUGUUACCCGCUUUUUCGAGUACUGAUUUUAGUGAGUACGAGCGUCGCCUCGACCGACCUACUUUUAUUCGUGUUACUUUUCACUUAUUUAUUGUUAAGUUUAGACUGCAUCGGCUACUCAGUAUUAUUAGAAGCACCGAUAUAGGGACGGAUUGUGUUCAAGCCGGGAGCGGGAGGAGGAGAGGGAUCGGGCCGUGUGUAGGGUCGCGCUGGUUGGCCCCGCCCCGCAGCCCCCCCUCCACCCCGCCCUCCGCGUCCCCGUGCCUCGAGAUCUGUGUGACACCUGUGAUUAUUGACUAUUAUUUAAUUAUUAAUAUAAUUCGUACGUUAGUUUUCUCGUUUUUAUACGCAUCUGUGAUUUUAAUGCCAUUGAAUUAUAUUAUAGUAUAUCCUGUAAGAUUUUAUAUUGAUUUAAGUUUUUUAUCACAAUUAUUAUUGUAUCAUAAUUUAUUUAAACGUGUCGACGUGAGACACCCGAUCUGUGAUUCAAACUUUAUGUAUGUAGUAAAUUAUUAGGUUCAGAUAUUGGAAUGGACGAAGCGUAUACAGUGUGGAAUUUCAAUGAAUGAAGUAAAACGCUGUUUAAGGCCACGCUGUUUAUGAAAAACUAUUCGCUGACGUUAUUGGAAGAUUAGAAAUCUUUAAAAACAACUGCACAAAAUUAAAACUGUUUUAAAAUUAUACUCUAGUUUAGAACCAAAAGUUCUGCCUAUUCGUCCAUUCCGAUGCGUUCCCUCUGUUCUAUAUUCGACUUAAGUUAUAAGGUGAAAUAAUUUCAAUAAGAUUCGGAAUCUUAUGAAGAUUGCAGUAAAAUACUGUUUACUAUAUUUUUUUCUAUUGUAUUUUAGUUUUUUGAUGCUCGUCUUAAUUAUUUAAUAUUCUCCUUACUACUAAAAAGAUCCAUACCGCAUAUUUC